CAGUUUCCCGCCCCCCUACCCCAGCCAUAACUAUCGCAUUCCCGCCUUCCCUUCUUGCCAAAGUUCUGAGGCGGAAAUUGAAAAGGGAGAGGAAAAUCAGUAGGCAAUUAUUUGAAGAAAUGGAGAGAGGCGGCGGCGGCGGCGGCGGAGCAGCUCCCACAGGGUGUUACAAGUGCGGCCGCCCCGGCCAUUGGUCAAGGGACUGCCUUUCCCAUCCAAGCAAUGGCAAUAACCCUAACUCGACUUCUACUUCCCUUCCGAAUUCUUUUGCGUCCAAUCGCAGAUCCACGCCGAACGCUUCCAACUCCGGCGCCGGAGGUAGUUCCCUUCUCAAACCCAAGGCAGUCCCGAGGACGCGCCCCAAACUCACUGCAGAUUCCCUUCUAUCUGACGAUGGAAUCGGUCACGUCCUGCGCCACUUUCCUCGAGCUUUCAAGUACCAUGGUCGCGGGCACGAGGUGUCUGAUCUAGGAAACCUAAUUGGAUUAUAUUCUGAUUGGCACUCACGUGUACUUCCCUACUACUCAUUCGAUCAGUUUGUACAUAAGGUUGAGAAAAUUGGUGCCUCAAAGCGUGUCAAGUUAUGUUUGAGAAAUUUACGUGAAAAAGUUGCUAAUGGAGUUGACCCGGCCAAGCUUCAAGAGAAUGAAGCUCAAGAACAGAUCUCAAAUGAAGAACAAGAGAAUAUGAACUUAGAUGAGCCAAGUUCUCUGCAGAAAGAUGCUGAAACUAAUCUUGAGGGAGAUGGAUUUCAGCAAGAAAUGAAUCAUGUGUGGGAUAGCAUAGUGAAAGAAGCAAGUCCUCUUCCUCCUCAUCAGCCGCAGGGUAUGAGUAGUGAUGAGAGUGGAAGUAGCAAGGAGGCCCAGAGAGGUGAUGUGGCAAGUGAGGAGGUAAAAGGCGGUUCAUCGAGCAAUGAAAUCUCAGAGGAGCAAAGAGCUCGCAUGGAGGCUAACAAGCUCAAGGCAUUGCAGAAAGCGGCUGCUGCUCGCGCCGCUCGUACUGCCCCACUCUAGAGACUCAUGCCCGCACUAUACACUAGCUGUUAUCCAUUUAUCCUUCUCUUUCUCCCCUAGCAUAUCCCUUCUAUAUAUGUGCAUAAGUUAUUCUAUUGUAUUCUGAGAUUGCAAAAUUGUACUUUGGAUAAUAAAGCGACAUUCUCCCU
Molecule: messenger RNA, 1162 nt
Organism: Cuscuta campestris
Lineage: Eukaryota; Viridiplantae; Streptophyta; Magnoliopsida; Solanales; Convolvulaceae
Source: the annotation of a GenBank genome assembly